ACCCACCCACCUCCAGCCUCUCUCUGUCCGCUCGCCUCUUCCUGGAUCUGACGCCCGCAUCUGAUAAGUUCUGAAGAUGAGCUACCCAGGUUACCCACCCCAGGCCGGAGGCUACCCACCCCAGGCAGGUGGCUACCCACCCCAGGCAGGCGGGUACCCACCCCAGGCAGGCGGCUACCCUCCAGCAGCAGGCGGCUACCCUCCAGCAGCAGGCAGCUACCCUCCAGCGGCAGGAGGCUACCCCCAACAGGCAGGCGGAUUCGGACCUCAAGCUGGCGGUUACCCUCCUGCAGCGGGCGGUUACCCUCCAGCAGCAGGCGGUUUCCCUCCAGCAGCAGGGGGCUUCCCUCCCCAGGCUGGUGGCUACCCUGCCCCAGCUGGAGGCUUCCCUCCUCAGGCAGGCGGAUACCCACAGCCUGGAGCAGGCGGCUAUCCGUCCAUGCCUCCAGCAAGUGGAGGCUGGGGAGCAGCACCAGCUGGCUAUGGAGCGCCAGGAGGAGCUCAGCAGGGACACCCAGGGGGUCCCGCCCCUGGUCAGCCCAUGCCAAACUACCCCGGGGCCCCUGCAGCGAGCCCCUCCAUGCCUGCAUAUGGAGGUGGAGCUCCAUCUACCCCCCAGGCGCCUGCCAUUCCUCAAGGUUACAGGGGUUCUAUUAAGGAUUGUCCAGGUGCUGAUCCUCUGAGGGAUGUUGAAGUUCUUCGAAAGGCGAUGAAGGGUUUCGGCACUGAUGAGAAUGCCAUUAUUGAACUCCUGGGAAGUCGCACCAACAAGCAGCGGGUUCCAAUGGUAGCAGCCUACAAAACCACUUAUGGAAAGGAUUUACUCCGUGAUCUGAAGUCUGAGCUCACUGGAAACUUUGAGGACCUGGUUCUUUCCAUGUUGAAGACCCCGGGACACUUUGAUGCAUCUGAGCUCAGAGAGGCUAUAAAGGGGGCUGGAACCGAUGAGGCUUGUCUCAUUGAGAUUUUGUCAUCACGCUCCAACGCAGAGAUUCAAGAGAUCAACAGAAUCUACAAAGCUGAGUACGGGAAGACCCUGGAGGACGCCAUCAGCAGCGACACCUCCGGUCACUUCCGCAGACUCCUGAUCUCCCUCUCUCAGGGGAACCGUGAUGAAAGGGAGACUGUCGACAUCUCACUGGCCAAACAGGAUGCUCAGAAACUGUAUGCUGCUGGGGAGAAUAAAGUGGGAACUGAUGAGUCCCAGUUCAAUGCCAUCCUGUGCGCUCGCAGCAGGCCUCACCUUCGUGCAGUCUUCCAGGAGUACCAGCAGAUGUGUGGGAGGGACAUUGAGAAGAGCGUCUGCAGGGAAAUGUCUGGCAACUUGGAGUCUGGCAUGGUGGCUGUGGUGAAAUGCAUCAAGAACACCCCCGCCUACUUUGCAGAGAGGCUGCACAAGGCCAUGCAGGGGGCAGGGACCAAGGACAGAACCCUGAUCCGUAUCAUGGUGUCUCGCUCUGAGAUCGACAUGCUGGACAUCAGGCAGGCGUAUGUAAGGACCUACGGGAAGUCACUGUACACCCACAUCUCAGGCGAUACCUCCGGGGAUUACAAGAAGCUGCUGCUGAAGCUGUGCGGAGGCAGCGACUAAACAGACGGGAAGACGAGCUCGAUGCGUCCAGACUGAAACGAUGUAGUAGGACCUUGUAUCCCCGGUGAUGCAUGCAGUUAAUUUCUCGAUGACACCAGUAAAUCAAUAUUCAUUUUUGUAUUUUAUUUUGCUACCGUAUGUGUAAGAUACAGUAGAAGAUUGAAGAAUCAGGCUCUGGAAGAUGCAGUAGAUACCUUAAUCGUUAUCGGGUAUUUGGUGGAGUCACGUCGAGCGACAUGUGUGUGCCUGAACAUUUCAUACUAAAUAAUAUUUUACUUAUAUCACUGUAAUGAAUGUAAACUAACUCGACACCAUAGAAUGACAUUUAAAGUGUGCCACACUUCCCUGAAACCUAAAGUCUUUAUCAGUUUGUAAGUUUUACUUAAAGAAAAUGUAAUUUGCAGAAGAAAACAGAACCUAUAAUGAAGAACGAGGCCAACGUGCCAUUUAUGUAAUAUAUAAAUUACCUUUACGAGAAAUUAUUUAGAGCCUUGCUUUUUUUAAAUUGCAUUAUUGCCAAGCAUCUCAACUGUGUUAAAGUAUUUCCAGAGCUGUGUGAGACUAAACAUUAACGAUCACCUGUUGAGACGAUCACAUUUAAAUUUCAGGUAAUUUCUGAAUGUAGGAAACGAAAAUCUCCAGAAGGCAUCUCAUCUGUGUGUGUUCACUAACUCCAAUCGUACUCCUGCUUGCAAGUCUAUGCAAAUGAUAUAUAACCUUUCCAAUCAUGGUUCAACAUUUCUAAUGUUAACUUUCCCUCAGUGCUGAAGAGCCAAAGUCUAGAGACGGAUGUCUUUGUGCCUUUGUGAGCGCUACUGUGUUAAACUGGUGGAGCUAGUUGACGUCUCACUGUGGUAUAUCAUGCAAACAAUCUAUAAUCACACAUGUACGGCUGCAUAAAUGUAGUCUUUACGUUGUUUCUCAAUAUUGUGUUUACGUCUUUCACAGUGUUCCGUGCUGGUUGGUCUGUUUUGCUGCCAGCAGGGGGCUCCUGGUUCCCAUCAUUUCAUACUUGUGUGUGUGUGUGUGAUUGUUCUGCCUGCUGACUUGGAGUUUUGUUUUGAACCGAGUGUCUCCUGCAAUAUCUACUUCUCCAUUAUCCUUGUAUCAGAAUAAUGGUUGCAAUUCAAUGGAUGCCUUUAAAAAAAAGAAUCAAAACAGCUACUUCUCAUUUAAAUAAAUAAUAAUAAUGAAAAAAACA
Messenger RNA from Stegastes partitus (bicolor damselfish), 2792 nucleotides. RefSeq names its product annexin A11b (gene anxa11b). Bases 77 to 1591 code for a protein of 504 amino acids. The transcript is spliced from 15 exons. Gene Ontology annotation, biological process: phagocytosis; cytokinetic process. Lineage: Eukaryota; Metazoa; Chordata; Actinopteri; Pomacentridae. Gene Ontology annotation, molecular function: phosphatidylserine binding; calcium ion binding; calcium-dependent phospholipid binding. Gene Ontology annotation, cellular component: vesicle membrane; plasma membrane; cytoplasm. The record is from RefSeq and is a predicted model, not a curated record.